AUGUCUCACGUAGAGCCAUCUUCCGCAGCUGCCAACAGGGCGCACAACAACCACUGCGAGAUGGAACGACUGUUCAGUCGAGAAUCUCGGUAUACCAUCUGGCGAAAUUUAUGGUUCUGGCUCGCUCAAAGCCAGAGGGAGCUCGACAUCAUCUACCUCGUCCCCAUCCCUGACUCCUAUCCCCCGGCGUUCAGGGAAAAUAAAAUCGACGAUGAAGAUCUUGAACAGCUGAGGCGUUGUUGUAAUGUCUCGAGAUACCAUGUUAAUACUAUGCAAAUGCGUUCAUUGACUCCCGAUCACGUAUUGGAUCUCCGAGCUCAAUUUCAUUUCGUCACUGAUAUAGAUGCCCCUCGAUCUGAGCACUGGCUCAACAUUGGCGUCACCCACGAGUACACUCUCGAAAACACGGAGCAGAUCCUCAUGACUCAUGCCCUGGAUAUCUUGAUCACCAAGCUCUCGAUGCUUCUCUACCGUCUUCGGAACUUUGCCAUGGAUCACAAGUCUGUGCAUUGUCUCAUAUAUGAGUCAGACUAUGAUAGACCUACCUACGUCACGACGAUCGGAGAGAAAGUUGCUAGCUGGGCUAAGACUCUCGGUGAAAUUCUGUGGUGUUUUCAGAAACUUCGAUGUAACAUUGGAUCGGCUGGAUCUCAGCCAAUUACUCAAUGUGAACAGGGCAACAUUGCCUUUCUUGACAAGCUAUCUAUGCUGGAGCACUUUGAGGGUGACGAGUCAAAGUGCGAGAGGCUGGAUGACCUCCUCCGCCAAAAGAUGGGAUUCGAAAAAUGUUACGCAAAAGACUAUUUCAGAUACCGUUCUGACACCAACGGACGUUUGGGGCGCAUAUGUCAUACCCUAGGCGACACAGCCCUUCGAGUUGUGGAAGAUCUGGACCAUUUCGACUCUGGUGGUCAGUUGGUCGAGAAAAGGCCGAAGAGCGACGGCUCACCUAUCACUGAGGAAGAUCCAAAAUUCAAACAGUCCCCGCUCCUCAGGAUUGCUGCAGACGCGCUCAUGCAAGUCUCAAUUACUUUCAAGGAUCCCAGAGUGUCUAAGACUCAUGGAGAGGACGAAUACAUCAUGGUACGGCUGUUCAAGCACGCUGCGCGAGUCGUCAGGAUACUCCAAAGCAUUGUUGAGGGUCUUUACUACAACUCCCAGAACGCCAACACCAUCAAGUGGCUCGAGAUGCCGUUUAUGAUGAGCGGCCCUCUCAUCAGUAGACUAACCCUCCGCCGCGAGGAUCCAAUGACCAUUAUGCGACAUCUGAGAAACAUUGGCCUUUCGGUGAUGAAUGAGCCGUCAGAACGUCAAACGUAUAGCUUUCUCGACAGACUCAUGCAUCACGGCUUCUUCAACACACAUGCUGUCGACAUUCGCAAUGCUGUCUUGUCAGUUCAGGAUGUUACGCAUAGUGAAAGACUAGUCGACGAAAUCUGUGGGGAGCAUGGUAUCAUUGAUAGGAGACUUCAGCCUUAUUUGGGGUAUAUUCGGGAGAUGACUGCUGGGGAGUCGCAGACACCUCUGAUGAUUGAGUCCGCCAGGGGUAACUAG
Molecule: messenger RNA, 1554 nt
Organism: Fusarium oxysporum Fo47
Lineage: Eukaryota; Fungi; Ascomycota; Sordariomycetes; Hypocreales; Nectriaceae
Exons: 10
Coding region: 1-1554 (517 amino acids)
Biological process (GO): 'de novo' AMP biosynthetic process
Cellular component (GO): cytosol
Molecular function (GO): (S)-2-(5-amino-1-(5-phospho-D-ribosyl)imidazole-4-carboxamido) succinate lyase (fumarate-forming) activity; N6-(1,2-dicarboxyethyl)AMP AMP-lyase (fumarate-forming) activity
Source: RefSeq, a predicted model, not a curated record